AUGUGGGGCCUCCUGCUCGCCUUGGCCACCUUCGCGCCUGCCGUCGGUCAGGGUCUGGGAGCGCCCGGCACCUCCCUGCUGGGCCUUGCGCCGCGCGCCAGCACCGAGGCCCCGAUCUUUACCUCGGUCCUGCCCAGCCGUCCCGCACAGCCGCCCGCGGGGAAGAAGAACGGGACCUCGAAACAGCAUGUCCAGAUUCGACUCAUCAAGAAGAAAAAGGUCAUUUUGAAGAAGCGAAAGAAGCUAACUAGCCCCAGGCCCUCGGUGACUUCCAGGCCCCCAGUGACUUCUAGGACUCCAGUGACUUCCAGGCCUCCGGUGACGAAUAGCCCUGCAGGGACCCUUGACUGCCCCAAGGAGCAAGAACCAGGCUGUCCACCUUUGGGCCUGGAGUCCCUGCGAGUUUCAGAUAACCAGCUUGAGGCAUCCAGCAGUCAGUCCUUUGGCCUCGGGCCCCACCGAGGACGGCUCAACAUCCAGUCAGGCCUGGAGGACGGAGAUCUGUACGAUGGGGCCUGGUGCGCCGAGCAGCAGGACGCGGAGCCUUGGCUGCAGGUGGAUGCUGGGCACCCCAUCCGCUUCUCAGGCGUCAUCACUCAGGGCAGGAACUCUAUCUGGAGGUACGACUGGGUCACUUCGUACAAGGUCCAAUUCAGCAAUGACAGUCGGACCUGGUGGGGAAGUAGGAACCGCAGCAGUGGGAUGGACGCGGUAUUUCCUGCCAAUUCGGACUCAGAGACACCAGUGCUGAACCUGCUGCCUGAGCCCCAGGUGGCCCGCUACAUUCGCCUGCUGCCCCAGACCUGGCUCCAAGGAGGUGCAUCUUGCCUCCGGGCAGAGAUCCUGGCCUGCCCGGUCUCAGAUCCGGCACCGGCAUUCUCCAACCCUCUGGACUUUCGGCAUCAUAAUUAUAAGGCCAUGAGGAAGCUGAUGAAGCAGGUGAACGAGCAGUGCCCCAACAUCACCCGCAUCUACAGCAUCGGCAAGAGCUACCAGGGUCUGAAGCUGUAUGUGAUGGAAAUGUCGGACCAUCCUGGGGAGCAUGAGCUGGGAGAGCCUGAGGUGCGAUACGUGGCCGGCAUGCACGGGAAUGAGGCCCUGGGGCGUGAGUUGCUCCUGCUCCUGAUGCAGUUCCUGUGCCAUGAGUUCCUGCGAGGGGACCCACGGGUGACCCGGCUGCUCACGGAGACACGCAUUCACCUGCUGCCCUCCAUGAACCCUGACGGCUACGAGACGGCCUUCCGCCGGGGUUCAGAGCUGGUGGGCUGGGCAGAGGGCCGCUGGAACAAGCAGACCAUUGACCUUAACCAUAAUUUUGCUGACCUCAACUCACUGCUGUGGGAAGCAGAGGACGACGGGCUUGUACCCAACACUGUCCCCAACCACCAUCUGCCACUGCCCACUUACUACACCCUGCCCAAUGCCACUGUGGCUCCUGAAACUCGGGCAGUGAUCGACUGGAUGGAACGGAUCCCCUUUGUGCUGAGCGCCAACCUCCAUGGGGGUGAGCUCGUGGUGUCCUACCCAUUCGACAUGACUCGGACCCCGUGGGCUGCCCGCGAGCUCACACCCACACCGGAUGAUGUCGUGUUUCGCUGGCUCAGCACUGUCUACGCUGGCAGCAACUGGGCCAUGCAGGACCCGGACCGCCGACCCUGCCACAACCAGGACUUCUCCUUACACGGCAACAUCAUCAACGGGGCCGACUGGCACACGGUCCCUGGGAGCAUGAACGACUUCAGCUACCUGCACACCAACUGCUUUGAGAUCACUGUGGAACUGUCCUGUGACAAGUUCCCCCAUGAGAACGAGCUGCCCCAGGAGUGGGAGAACAACAGAGAGGCCCUCCUCACCUACCUGGAACAGGUGCGCCUGGGCAUUGCAGGAAUUGUGCGGGACAAGGACACGGAGCUUGGGAUUGCUGACGCUGUCAUUGCUGUGGAUGGGAUUAACCAUGACGUAACAACUGCGAGGGGUGGGGAUUACUGGCGCCUGCUGACCCCAGGGGACUACAUGGUGACUGCCAGUGCUGAAGGUUACCACUCAGUGACACGGAGCUGCCGGGUCACCUUUGAAGAGGGCCCUGUCCCCUGCAAUUUUCACCUCACCAAGACUCCCAAACAGAGACUGCGAGAGCUGCUGGCGGCUGGGGCUAAGGUGCCCCCAGACCUCCGGAGGCGGCUGGAGCGGCUAAGGGGACGUAAGGAUUAACACCUUCGGCUGAAGAGCCCCAGAGCCUUGGGCAGGCUGGACCUGUCCAGAACUGAAGGAGGGGGACUAAGUGGGGAGGGAGGGAGAAGUGGGGGAAGAGGUGCUCAGGCUCAUUAAAGCUACUUGGCACCGCAGCCAAUCUUCCAGUGAACUCUGUCCCAGAUCCUCUCCCUGGGCCGGGCCUCAGCUUCCCCUCCUCCCGGUUCGUAGAUUCCAUUCUGCACAGACUUGCAUGCUCUCAUCAGCUGACUUCUGGAGAGAUACUGUGGAAAGACAACCCCACCUGCGUUCUUUUUUAGCUUAGGGCUCAUUAGAGCUACUCAUCAACAUAUCACGCAGUGCUGUCGAACAUUCUGGAAGCACCUGCUCAGUGCCAAGUAUGUAAGGUGACGAGGAUAAACAGUGCCCACACCACUGGGGCUCCCAGUCAAGAGGGGACAGUUGAGGCCAGUGUGAGGUGUGCCGAGGUAGGGGCUGGUUGCUGUGGCAGCGCAGGCGGGAGUUACAGAUGCAUGAAAUACAGCACUGCAGAUCAACAGGGACUCAAAUGGUCAAGGAUGCAGUACAGGCGAUGGUUCUAGGAGUUUAGAUGGGAGAUGGGCCAAGUGUGAGGGUACAGACAGGGACACCUCCAAGGAGGACAUAACCAAAGAUAGAAAAGCUGAGCAUCUGGAUUUCCUUCACCAGCCAUUUUUGGAAAGAGUUGGUAAAAAUGGCGGGAUCUGGUUAGUUUCUUUCAGAAUGUCACGCGUCAGUCUGGAAACGCUGAACACUGGAUAUCAAGAUGUUGGAAGAGUUGGAUGAGAAAAGGUGGAGGGAGAAGGGAAUUUUACCUGGAACUCAGGAAGCUGGGGACACUGGUGGUUAAGUGUUGAUGAGCCAGUGUUUGGCUGGUGCUGGUGCUCGAGCCCACGUGGGGCCACCCACGGCCACGGCAGUUGCCUGCCGUGGCUAGAGACAGAAACAGAAUAAUUUCCUCCGCCUUUCUAAUCUCCAAACUGUAACGUCCACUGGCAACACAUAACUGUAACCUAGCUUGCAAGGAAGCCAUGAAAUGUAGUCUCCAGGCUUCCUGCCCCCCUGCAACUCAGAGGAGAGCUUGCAAGGGCAGGAAUGGGGCAAAUAUAAGAGGUAAAAAAUGGUGCAAAGGCAUCCAUGUAACUUACUGUUACGUAAGCUCUGCCCAGUGCUGGGCUGUUGCACUGUUUCUGUUUCUUGGCAUGUCUCUGCCCCUCAAAGUUUCAAUCUGAGAUCAGCACAAAUGGACUUAGGGCCACAUCUCCCUACUCCUUUUCUCCCCAUCUCCAACUCCUCUUAUAGCAUCGAUUUUUCUAAAAAAAGGAUUUGUUUUUAUUCAUCAGAGUUUAAUGUACAUAGUGAAAUGCACAUAAGUGCAUAGAAUGAAUGAAAAGACAUGGCCUGAGUAUAUAGUACUGAAGAUAAUAAACUCACUUUAUAUAGAGAGAUAUAGGCACCUUGAAAGUAAGAAUGAAAAAUUUUUCAUGCAGACAAUAAUGGCAAGCAGGAGUGGCUAUCUUAAUAUCAAAUAAUGCUGACUUCAGGUCAAAGAAUUACCAGAGACAGAAAGGGACAUCGUUAUAUAAUGAUAUAACUGAACACGCCCUGGUUUGUUCUCUGGGUAGCUUAGAAUCAGCUAGUUCAGCAUAAUUGAAAUAGCAUGUGAACUCCCCCAGCUGAUUUUCCAAGCUCUGGCUUUUCUCCACGUCUAACAUGACAUUCCCCUGGCCAGAAAGCUCCCUCUGUUACAUAGUUGCCAAGAGGUUCCCAGGUCCUUCCUACUUUCCUGAUAAGUAUGUAAAGUAGAAAGAGAAUGGGGCCCUUCUCAUGGAGCUCUUUGAACAGUGAGGUCAGCCCUGCCUGGCCUAGCAACCCACCUUUAGGAUAAAGGCCUCUGGGGCAAUAUAUGCUCUUUCCCAACUCUUUGCCUGGACGUUUCCUCCAAUAAACUCCAAAUAAUUGUGUCCAUGCCAUGUGUCAUGAGAGCCGCUUGCCUUUGCAUCCCACUUGUCAUUUGUGACAAGAUGAAGAAUACUUCAGCAUAAUCUGGUAAAGCUGAACAUACAACGACGUCCCUGUGUACAAUGCAUACUAUAGAGAAGCUCUACACCUGGGCAAAGAGAUUCAUGUAAAUAAAUGCUUAUAGCAGACUUCUUUAUAACAGACCCAAAUUGGAAUCAGCCCGAAUGACAGUCAAGAGUGGAAUGUAGAAUGACACACGGUACACUUACGCAAUGGAUUGUACACAGGAAUGAAAACAAU
Molecule: messenger RNA, 4491 nt
Organism: Phyllostomus hastatus (greater spear-nosed bat)
Lineage: Eukaryota; Metazoa; Chordata; Mammalia; Chiroptera; Phyllostomidae
Gene: CPXM1
Product: carboxypeptidase X, M14 family member 1
Exons: 14
Coding region: 1-2211 (736 amino acids)
Biological process (GO): proteolysis
Molecular function (GO): zinc ion binding; metallocarboxypeptidase activity
Source: RefSeq, a predicted model, not a curated record